Molecule: messenger RNA, 1541 nt
Organism: Galdieria sulphuraria
Lineage: Eukaryota; Rhodophyta; Bangiophyceae; Galdieriales; Galdieriaceae
Product: recombination protein RecA
Exons: 2
Coding region: 159-1349 (396 amino acids)
Biological process (GO): DNA repair
Molecular function (GO): ATP hydrolysis activity; single-stranded DNA binding; ATP-dependent DNA damage sensor activity
Source: RefSeq, a predicted model, not a curated record
GAGUUGUAACGAUUGAAAACUUCAACUUGUCAAAGGAAACCUGAAAGAAAAUGGAGUCGGUUAUGACAUUUAACAUCAUUCAAUCACAAAUAAUCCUCCUCCACUAAUGAAAAAUCUUUACCCAUUUUUUCCAGUUGUUGGUCGUCACAAUCUUCUGAAUGGUCAGUUUUCUGGAUAUUCCUUCUGUAUGGAUUACCUCCAGCUCAAGAAUAUUAAGCAAAUCCAAAUCUAGCUGUAGUAGACGAGGAGACUUUCCAUACUCCAAAGGGUAUUUCGCAAUGGCAUUGCCCAAAAAUAUACAACCUUCCAACGGAGAGGGAUUGACACAGAAAGAUGCAAAACAACGAGCUUUAGAAGGAGUCCUACAACAAAUAGAAAAAACUUACGGUCGUGGGUCGAUAAUGCGUCUGGGUGAGAUCGAAAGUAUGAAAGUAGAAACCACUCCCAGUGGAAGCGUUACACUGGAUGCUGCUUUAGGUGGCGGUUAUCCACGAGGACGACUUGUUGAAAUAUUUGGUCCAGAAAGUAGUGGUAAGACGACCUUAGCUUUGCACGCUAUAGCGGAGGUUCAGAAAUCGGGAGGAGUUGCCGCUUUUGUGGAUGCGGAACAUGCCUUGGAUCCAGCUUACGGUUCUGCACUAGGAGUGGAUAUUCAGUCCUUGUUGGUUUCGCAACCAGACACGGGAGAAAUGGCGUUGGAAAUUGUGGAUCAACUCGUUCGUUCCGCUGCAGUAGAUAUUGUCGUUAUUGACUCUGUAGCAGCCUUGGUUCCUCGUUCUGAGAUAGAAGGAGAUAUGAAUGAUCAACAAAUGGGUGCUCAAGCACGACUUAUGUCCAAAGCUUUGAGGAAGAUUACUGGUUCCAUGAGUCGUAGUCAGUGUACAGUUAUAUUUUUGAAUCAGUUGCGACAAAAAAUAGGCGUUCUAUUUGGUAGUCCAGAAGUAACUUCAGGCGGAAUGGCAUUAAAGUAUUAUUCAUCGGUGAGAUUAGAUAUACGACGCAAAGACACGCUCAAGGAUAAUGUCGGCAUACGAUGUAAAGUCAAAAUUGCCAAAAAUAAGAUUGCUCCUCCGUUUCGUGUAGUUGAGUUGAAUAUUUUAUUUGGUAAAGGAAUUGAUACUUAUGGCUGUCUGUUGGAUGCAGCAGAAGAACUUGGUUUGGUGAUUCGAAAAGGUUCUUGGUAUAGUUAUGGUGGAAACAAUAUUGCACAAGGAAAGGAUGCUUGUGUGGAGUAUAUGAAGGCUCAUUCUGACUUUGUUUCACAAUUAGAGUUGCAGGUUCGCGGUAAGUUGGCAGGAAUGGUGAUUCCCAGAGAGAUGGAUGUCGACGUGGAGCCUGUUUAUGAUUAGAAGUUUUGAUGAGCUUUCAUGAAGCAAUUUGACUUACUAACUGGUGGCUUAUAUGGUUGAAUAAGGGAGGAGGAAUUGAGAACAGUUAUUUGAUAUUCUUGGGUAUAGUUGACAUAUUUGUCUUCCAUAUGCGUCAUGACCUUUAUAAACGAUAUUUCUAUGGGAAUCCUUUCUACAUAUUAUGUUGAUGAU